UGCAAUGUCCCAACCUUACUGAACACAAUAACAUAAGCGCAGUUAUUGUGAAAUCUCACGUUUAAUGUCUAGGCAACACUCAGUUGAGGGUACCUACCCACAUCCUGUCCAAACUCAGUCGCUGGGAGGAUGCAGCGCAGCAUUUAAAAAGCUGCAGAAUGGCAAUAACAGAGGCAGAUAACCCUCCAACUCAGCCGAAAUGGGAUUUGAAGCCGUCUUAAAUACUUUCACCGCCCUGCUCAUCUUUCUGGCCUUGGAUCUUCAAGGUGCCUAUACUGACAUCUUGAUUUCCCAAACUCCCUCAAUUCUCACUGUGAAAGAAGGAGCUGAUGCCCAUGUAAACUGCAGCCUUGACACCCCACAGCAGAUCUCUGAAGCGUUCUUUGAAUGGGCAAAUGAGGACGACACCAUCCUCUCCUGUAAGAUGCAAAACUACAGUCAUACUGAAAACUGUAGGCACCACAGGAUCAGCGCCUCCAUCAAAUGGAACUCGGGACUCUUCAUGUUGCACAUCAACAGCGCCCAGCUGAAGGACAACGGGACAUAUUACUGUCACCUUCAGAUUGAGCGACCGGUCCCGAUUAAGACAGGACGGGGGAACGGAACUGUUUUGAUCGUUGAGGCGUCAGGUGAAGGACCUCCUGAAUUUUACAGCAAUGGGAAAUGGCUGGCGUCGAUGGCAGCUUGGCUGCUCUCUGGGAUCUUCCUGUGCACACUGGUUACUUCACUCCUCUUGGUCAGAGGCAGGAGACUGACUGGAUUGGAAUCGGAAUCACAGGAAGCCAGAGGAAGAGACGAGACCGGUGAUCUACCGUUGGAGCAUGAGCCCUCCGAGGUGUCUCGGGUCCGAGCUGAAGAGGCGGGAGAGGCUGACACGGUUUUGUACAGUGUGAUCACAGUCCCAGUGGCAGCAUCGACAUCGUUUCAACUCCCUUACCCAUCGGAGGACGGGGAGAUCUACUCGCGAAUCCUUGGCAGAACUUCAGAGCACUCCUAGCAUUUAUGUAGCCACCCGUCUUUCACCCGUCCAUGUCCGUCCCUGGAAACAAGAAGCUAACGGAACACCAUCUUCUCAUCUGGAAGGUGGUGAAAUUUGAACUCAUCAAAUGUUACAGUACACAAGGAGUCUAUUCAGCCCAUUGUGUCUGUACUGGCUCUCGAAAGAGUUAUCCAGCUGGUCCCAUUCUUCAGCCCAACCUCCAUCGCCUUCUAACUCCAUCACUUUUAAUUAUAUAGCUUUUGAAACUUCCUGUGGAAUCCCCUUUCAUCAAUCUCCCAGGUAACACAAACCAACUCCUAACAACUUUCUGAGUGAAGAACGCUUCUCCUCAUCUCAGUCCUAGCUCUCUUGAAAUUGUGACCCCCUCCCUGCUAGUU
Messenger RNA from Chiloscyllium plagiosum (whitespotted bambooshark), 1377 nucleotides. NCBI's taxonomy places the organism in Eukaryota, Metazoa, Chordata, Chondrichthyes, Orectolobiformes, Hemiscylliidae. The record is from RefSeq and is a predicted model, not a curated record.